AUGAAGUUGAACAUUUCUUACCCAGUCAACGGGUCUCAAAAGACCUUCGAAAUUGAUGAUGAACACCGUAUUCGUGUUUUCUUCGACAAGAGAAUCGGUCAAGAAGUCGAUGGUGAAGCCGUUGGUGAUGAAUUCAAGGGCUACGUCUUCAAGAUCUCUGGUGGUAACGACAAACAAGGUUUCCCAAUGAAGCAAGGUGUUUUGUUGCCAACUAGAAUCAAGUUGUUGUUGACCAAGAACGUUUCUUGUUACAGACCAAGACGUGAUGGUGAAAGAAAGAGAAAGUCCGUCAGAGGUGCCAUUGUUGGUCCAGAUUUGGCUGUCUUGGCUUUGGUCAUUGUCAAGAAGGGUGAACAAGAAUUGGAAGGUCUAACUGACACUACUGUUCCAAAGAGAUUGGGUCCAAAGAGAGCUAACAACAUCAGAAAGUUCUUCGGUUUGUCCAAGGAAGAUGACGUUCGUGAUUUCGUCAUCAGAAGAGAAGUCACCAAGGGUGAAAAGACUUACACCAAGGCUCCAAAGAUCCAAAGAUUGGUUACUCCUCAAAGAUUGCAAAGAAAGAGACACCAAAGAGCUUUGAAGGUCAGAAACGCUCAAGCUCAAAGAGAAGCUGCUGCCGAAUACGCUCAAUUGUUGGCUAAGAGAUUGUCUGAAAGAAAGGCUGAAAAGGCCGAAAUCAGAAAGAGAAGAGCUUCUUCUUUGAAGGCUUAA
This is a messenger RNA of Saccharomyces cerevisiae S288C, 711 nucleotides long. It is a transcript of the gene RPS6B, whose product is annotated as 40S ribosomal protein eS6 RPS6B. Gene Ontology annotation, molecular function: structural constituent of ribosome. Bases 1 to 711 code for a protein of 236 amino acids. Lineage: Eukaryota; Fungi; Ascomycota; Saccharomycetes; Saccharomycetales; Saccharomycetaceae. Gene Ontology annotation, biological process: maturation of SSU-rRNA from tricistronic rRNA transcript (SSU-rRNA, 5.8S rRNA, LSU-rRNA); translation. The transcript has 2 exons. Gene Ontology annotation, cellular component: small-subunit processome; cytosolic small ribosomal subunit; cytoplasm. The record is from RefSeq and is marked reviewed.